This is a messenger RNA of Anopheles merus, 868 nucleotides long. RefSeq names its product alpha-tocopherol transfer protein-like. The annotation marks the transcript as partial. The record is from RefSeq and is a predicted model, not a curated record. Lineage: Eukaryota; Metazoa; Arthropoda; Insecta; Diptera; Culicidae. The transcript is spliced from 3 exons. Gene Ontology annotation, cellular component: membrane. Gene Ontology annotation, molecular function: phosphatidylinositol bisphosphate binding.
UACUACGAAGCGCGCAAGAAUGGACCGGAACUGUUUAACAAUCGUGAUCCGCACAGUGCCGCCAUUCAGCAGUGUCUGCAAAAUCAAGACUACUUCCCACUUCCACCCACCCGAGCGGGUAUUCGGUGUGUGUUUCAUCGGUUGAAAAACUCCCGCUCUUCCAACUAUCACUUUGACGAAGCGAUCAAGACGUACUUCAUGACGAUCGACUCCUGCCUGUACACGCAGGGACCGCGGCCGGGCAUCAUCUUCCUGUUCGACAUGAAGAACGUCGGGCUGAUGCAUCUGACCCGCAUCAACAUGAGCUCGGUGCGAAAGUUUUUCCACUACCUGCAGGACGGACUGCCGGCAAAGCUGAAAGCGAUACACGUCAUGAACGUGGUGUCGUUCUUCGAUAAGAUCCUUUACAUCAUAAAACCCUUCAUUCAUGCUGAAAUCCUUAAUGUGCUCUACCUGCACACUUCUAGCGCCAAUUUGGAUUCGUUUUACGAGGAGUGGAUACCGAAGAGUGGGCUACCGUCCGAUCUGGGCGGCGAUAUGAAAUCGAUCGACGAGCUUCACCAGGACCAUCUGAAGGAGUUCGAAAGGCUGAGACCGUACUUCCUCGCCGAGGAGCGUCAACGCAAUGGCGAAGCCGGCAGCUUGAUUGACGAGCCGACGGAUCGUAUGCUUAAGUCCCUAUCGAUAGACUAAUUCUAACGGGCAUGUUAAACCGCUUUAUGUCGUGUACAUCGUUGUGAUAGGAAACCUAUUCUGCACAAAUCGGUCAGAAUUCCAGAGCUGAUUAAGCCAAACUACUACAAAGCGAGGGGUAUUGGGGAGGUUCCACACAUUACUAUUACUACUACCUUGGUGUGCUUUUUUAUAC